Messenger RNA from Andrographis paniculata, 4992 nucleotides. RefSeq lists its product as uncharacterized. The coding region runs from base 284 to 4636 and encodes 1450 amino acids. The record is from RefSeq and is a predicted model, not a curated record. The transcript has 23 exons. NCBI's taxonomy places the organism in Eukaryota, Viridiplantae, Streptophyta, Magnoliopsida, Lamiales, Acanthaceae.
CCCUAAAUUAAACUACACCCGCUCCUUUCAAGUUCUUCCUUUCUCUCUCUACAAUCCUCACAACCCCCCCCUCUCUCUCCUAAUUUUCUUCCAAAACCCUGUACGUCAUCUAUACAUACAGUCGUGUAUCCAUAGCUUGCAGGGCACGCACCCAGACUCUCAGUGCAUUUAUUUUGUGGGGAGUUGAAGUCGGCUUGGUUUCAAUUGUCGUGGCGGUUUGAUGCAAUCGGUCUCUGCUGGUUGCGCUGGGGAGGUUUAAUGUGAUGACUAUUGUAGCCUGCCGAUGGCUGUUUGCACAAUUCAUCGUGCGCUUUCGUUGGGCUUGAUGGGAUUGGUAGCCGUCUUAGUGCUGUCAAUCUUGGUGAACCCUAGGUCGGUUGUUGCUGAAUCCGAUUUUGACUUUGAUGUUGACUCGGACGCUUUUUUGUUCCACAAUGACUACUCUCCUCCGGCGCCGCCACCUCCGCCGCCGCAUCCACCGUCGGCGUCGUGUGCCGUCGAUUUCGCCGGAGUUGGCUCUUUAGACACCACCUGCGAGAUUGUCUCCAGUUUGAACCUAUCAAAAAAUGUGUAUGUGGAAGGCACGGGUAAUUUUAGAAUUGCCGAUAACGUUACUCUGAACUGUUCGUCGUUUAGUGGAUGCGAGCUUGCUAUCAAUGUUACCGGGAACUUUACUCUGGGGGAUAAUUCUUCCAUAAUAUGCGGCACUUUUCAGUUAGUCUCAGAUAACGCUAUUUUUGGCAAUGAUUCUGUUGUUAAUACUACUGGUUUAGCUGGGUCUCCCCCACCCCAGACAAGUGGGACCCCGCAAGGGGUGGAAGGUGCUGGUGGCGGGCAUGGUGGAAGGGGUGCGGCUUGUCUGAGUAAUAACAGUAAGCUUCCGGAAGAUGUAUGGGGCGGGGAUGCUUACUCCUGGUCAACUUUGGGGAAGCCCUGGAGUUAUGGGAGUAAAGGUGGGACGACGAGCUACUAUGUAGAUUUCGGAGGUGGAGGAGGGGGAAGGGUAAUGUUACUGGUAUCAAAUGUUUUGCUUGUAAAUGGCAGUAUCUUGGCCGAUGGUGGAGAUGGAGGUGCUAGAGGUGGAGGCGGGUCUGGAGGCAGCAUCUACAUCCAAGCACAUAGAAUGACGGGAAAUGGCAGAAUAAGUGCUUGUGGUGGUGAAGGUUUUGGUGGUGGUGGUGGUGGUAGAGUUUCUGUCAAUAUUUUUAGUCGGCAUGAAGAACCAGUCAUCGCAGCAAAUGGUGGAAGCAGUCUCGGUUGCCCUGAAAAUCAAGGUGCUGCGGGUACUAUUUAUGAGACUGUUCCUCGUACCCUUACUGUAAGCAAUAAUGGUAAUCCUACAAAUACGGAGACACUUCUCAUGGAGUUUCCUCAACCAUUGUUGACAAAUGUCUAUAUCCGGGAUGAUGCAAAGGCAGCUGUCCCAUUGCUUUGGAGUCGAGUCCAGGUUCAAGGGCAAAUAAGCCUUUUAUCUGGAGCAACACUAAGCUUUGGGCUUGCACAUUAUUCCAUGUCGGUGUUUGAACUUUUAGCAGAGGAGCUGUUGAUGAGUGAUUCUGAAAUUAGAGUUUUUGGGGCACUUCGCAUGUCUGUUAAGAUGUUUUUAAUGUUGAACUCAAAGAUGACAAUAGAUGGUGGUGGAGAUGAAAAUGUCGAGACAUCCUCCCUUGAAGCUAGUAAUCUUGUAGUCCUGAGGGGAUCAUCACUUAUUCAUUCAAAUGCAAACCUGGGCGUUCAUGGGCAAGGUCUUUUAAAUUUGACUGGACCAGGAGAUUGCAUAGAAGCACAACGUUUAGUUUUGUCGUUGUUUUAUGUCAUUAAUAUUGGACCUGGUUCUAUUCUGCGUGGUCCUUUAAGAAAUACCUCGGAUGAUGCUGUGAUGCCAAAGCUUUAUUGCGAUUCGGAAGAUUGUCCAGCCGAACUUCUUCACCCACCUGAGGAUUGUAAUGUGAACUCUUCUUUGUCCUUUACCCUGCAGAUCUGUCGAGUUGAGGAUGUCAAUGUUGAGGGUUUGGUUGAAGGUUCUAUUGUUCAUUUCCAUAGAGCAAGAACCAUCAGUGUCCAGGCUUCUGGAGUUAUAAACACAUCUGGAAUGGGCUGUCAUGGUGGCAUUGGUCAAGGAAUGGUAUUGAGUAAUGGUCUAGGUAGUGGUGGUGGGCAUGGAGGUAGAGGUGGAAUGGGCUGUUAUAAUGGCAGUUGUAUUCCUGGUGGCAUGUCAUAUGGAGAUGCUAGCUUGCCUUGUGAACUAGGCAGUGGCAGUGGCAAUGAAAGCUUGGCUAUAUCAACUGCUGGUGGUGGUAUUCUUGUGAUGGGUUCAAUGCGUCAUCCCUUGACGAGGUUACAGGUGGAGGGUUCUGUCAAGGCAGAUGGAGAUAGUUCUAAAUGGAGAUUUCAUAAGAGUGCAUUAAAUAAUAAUAGUGCGAAUUUGAGUCUUGGGGGUGGAUCAGGUGGUACUAUCUUGUUAUUUUUGCACUCUUUAGCUAUAAGUCAAGCUGGAAAUUUGUCAAGUGUUGGAGGCCAUGGUAGCUCAAUGGGUGGUGGAGGAGGGGGUGGUGGAAGAAUUCAUUUUCAUUGGUCAGACAUCCCUACAGGAGAUGUAUAUUUCCCAAUAGCCUCAGUGAAUGGAAGCAUUCAUGCCAGGGGUGGAUUAGGUGGCAAUGAAAGCCACAUGGGUGAGAAUGGUACCGUCACUGGACAAGCUUGUCCAAAGGGGCUUUAUGGAACAUUCUGUGAGGAAUGCCCGGAUGGCACUUUCAAAAAUGUCACUGGAUCUGACAGAUCGCUAUGCUUUCCAUGCCCAAGUGAUGAGUUUCCAAGUCGUGCUGUUUAUGUUCAUGUCCGAGGUGGAAUCACUGAAACUCCUUGUCCUUACAAAUGCAUUUCUGAGAGGUAUCACAUGCCUCACUGUUAUACUGCUCUUGAGGAGUUGGUAUAUACGUUUGGAGGUCCCUGGUUGUUUGGUCUUCUGCUUUUUGGACUAUUGAUAUUUCUUGCUUUGGUGCUGAGUGUUGCACGGAUGAAGUUCAUCGGGGUUGAUGAGCAACCGGGUCCUGCUCCAACCCAACAAGGCUCUCAGAUCGACCAUUCAUUUCCUUUCCUUGAGUCUCUUAACGAGGUUAUGGAAACUAAUAGAGUGGAAGAAUCUCAGAGUCAUGUGCAUAGAAUGUACUUUAUGGGCCCCAAUACUUUUAGUGAACCUUGGCAUCUUCCACAUAUGCCUCCCGAACAAGUAAAAGAAAUAGUAUAUGAGGUUGCAUUUAAUACAUUUGUGGAUGAGAUCAAUUCACUUGCUGCAUAUCAGUGGUGGGAAGGAGCAGUACACAGUAUUCUUUGCUUAAUUGCUUAUCCUUUUGCAUGGUCUUGGCUACAAUGGCGGCGGAGAAUGAAAUUGCAGAAAAUAAGAGAAUUUGUUAGAUCCGAAUAUGAUCAUGCUUGCUUACGUUCUUGUCGCUCACGUGCUCUGUAUGAGGGACUGAAGGUUGCUGCAACACCAGAUCUAAUGCUGGCAUAUGUUGAUUUUUUCCUUGGUGGUGAUGAAAAGAGAAAUGAUCUUCCUCCUCGUCUGCAUGAAAGAUUUCCAAUGUCUCUACUUUUUGGUGGUGAUGGAAGUUACAUGGCUCCUUUUGCACUGCAUAGUGACAAUGUCAUGACCAGCCUCAUGAGUCAGUCUGUGCCACCAACUACAUGGUAUCGUUUUGUGUCUGGGUUGAAUGCUCAAUUGCGUCUGGCAAGAAGAGGUUGCCUCAGAGUGACGUUUCGUCCAGUUCUUCAUUGGCUUGACACUUUUGCAAAUCCUGCAUUAAGGGUCUAUGGUGUCCACGUGGACCUUGCUUGGUUUCAAACUACUGCUGAGAGCUAUUGUCAUUAUGGACUUCUCAUAUAUGCUGUCAAUGAAGAAACUGACCUCGUGCCAUUAUCUGUUCCAGACGGACUACCUGGGAGUGAGCAAUGGUCAAGCUCAGAAGAUAUGUAUUUGAAAGAUGAGCCUUCAAAGAUGUCUUACCUGAGUCGAAUGCCGAGAAGCAAUGAUAGUGAAGAAGGCACUUUGAGGAGGAAGGUUAAUGGCACAAUUAUAGAUGUUAAUAGCCUGAAGGUGCUGGAAGAGCAAAGAGAUAUAUGCUUUAUUCUCUCUGUUCUCAUUCACAACACUAAGCCAGUUGGGCAUCAGGAUCUCGUUGGCUUGGUAAUCUCGAUCCUGCUACUUGGAGAUUUUAGUCUAGUACUGCUCACAUUGCUCCAGUUGUAUUCGUUUUCCCUAGCAGAUGUCUUUCUUGUUCUGUUUAUUAUACCCCUUGGUAUUUUACUUCCCUUUCCGGCUGGAAUUAAUGCUCUAUUCAGUCAUGGACCAAGGCGUUCUGCAGGUUUGGCACGCUUGUAUGCUUUGUGGAACGUCGCUUCCCUGAUAAACAUUGUUGUUGCGUUCAUCUGUGGUUUUGUUCACCACCGUCAAUCAAGUGGGAGCAUCCCAUACUUCCAGCCAUGGAAUAUGGAUGAAAAUGAAUGGUGGAUUUUUCCUCUUGCCCUUAUUUUGUGUAAAUGCAUCCAAUCAAAGCUUGUAAAUUGGCAUGUGGCAAAUCUAGAGAUUCAGGAUCGAUCGCUGUAUAGUAAUGAAUUUGAAUUGUUCUGGCAGUCGUAGUUAUUGCUGAGCAAAAACAUCCACACUAACGUCCCACCAUUUUUUAUUGGGUCUUAUUGCUAUGUGUUUAUCUAUAUAGCAAGGCUUUUAGAGAAUAGAUUGUUGACACGAUGUAGAAGAAAAGAAGUUAUAUCACAGAAGGGGAGGGGGAAGACAAUAGAUGUUAGUAACAAAGGCAUUUGUUUUAUAGCCUUAUGUUGUGCAGUUAUAUUCCUUUUUCCCUUGUAAAUAUCAAGAUGGGAUAUUCCCAUGGUUCUUUAGGCAUCAUACCUCUUGGCAUCUAAUAAUGUAUUUACGAAAUCAUUGGUUUAUGUAAUGGCCUUUGCUUUACAAUAUAUCUCUAUGUUUCUGCUUUA